AGGGACUCCCCGAAACAAACACACCAACAUAAUAAUUUUCUUCUCCCAAUUACAAUGGCGUCAAUAACAAUGCAAACAUCUAUUCUCAUGAUCUUCACGGUGGUCGCAUUAAUGUCCGGCGAGAGAGCCAUCGCAGUGGACUGCUCCUCGUUGAUACUAAACAUGGCUGAUUGUUUGUCGUUCGUCACGAGUGGUAGUACGGUGGAGAAGCCUGAAGGAACAUGUUGCUCAGGUCUCAAGACUGUGGUUAGGUCAGGACCUGAAUGUAUUUGUGAGGGUUUCAAGAACAGUGCCUCUCUAGGUGUUACUCUUGAUCUUGCUAAAGCUGCUUCUCUUCCUUCAGUUUGUAAAGUUGCUGCUCCUCCAUCUGCUCGUUGCGGCCUCGCUGUCUCUGCAUCUCCACCUGCUAGUGCCCCUGCUUUAUCUCCCACGGCCGGAGCAGGUGCGCCAUCUUCGUCAAGUGAAGCAAAUGCGGCAACUCCAGCGUCAGUCCCUGCCGGGAGUUCCGAUGCGUCUUUGGUCUCUAUCUCUUUUGCAUCUGCUCUAUUUAUCACCCUCAUCUCCUCUUCUUUCUAUUGAGUUGUUUAGGUCAAUUGUAUUGCUUCCGUACUUGAAUUGUUUCUUUCUUUUUUUGUUCUGAAGAGUUUGGCCGAUUACAUUUUCCCUCCAUUUGUUUGAUUUUAUAAAUGAGAAUUCUCUUUUUAGC
Messenger RNA from Raphanus sativus (radish), 706 nucleotides. RefSeq names its product non-specific lipid transfer protein GPI-anchored 11. NCBI's taxonomy places the organism in Eukaryota, Viridiplantae, Streptophyta, Magnoliopsida, Brassicales, Brassicaceae. The coding region runs from base 55 to 579 and encodes 174 amino acids. The record is from RefSeq and is a predicted model, not a curated record. Gene Ontology annotation, molecular function: lipid binding. The transcript has 3 exons. Gene Ontology annotation, biological process: lipid transport.